UCUUGACAAACGUCAAAUACUGACGCGACAUCCGGGUACUGUAUGGUGGUGCUCGGGCUUGUUGCUGUUCACAGUAUUGCUCGGGCUGUCCAGUGGCACAUUACGCAUGACCUGUGUAAAUAUGCAGUUUGUAGCAUGCCCUGUGAGGUGAAGCCCAGGUUUGUGGUUCUGUAUGGAUCUCAGAAGGGACAAGCCCAGUCCAUAGCUGAGGGGGUAGCUGAGGAGGCAGAGGAGCACGGGCUGACUGCUGAGCUCUGCUGCUUGAAACAAAAUGAAAGGUACAAUUUGGAGAAGGAGAGAGCCCCAGUCGUGUUUAUUGUGUCUACUACUGGAGAUGGGGAACCACCAGACAAUGCCCUCCAGUUUGUAAGGCGCAUAAAGAAGAAGACCCUCCCUACUGACCAUUACACACACCUAUGCUAUGCACUUUUAGCUUUAGGAGACACAAACUAUGCAAACUUCUGUAACUGUGGGAAGACAAUUGAGAGUCGUCUACAGGAACUUGGAGCCAAACAAUUUUAUGCGGCAGGAUAUGCAGAUGAUGGUGUAGGGCUGGAGGUGGUAGUGGAUCCUUGGCUUGAAGGUCUGUGGAAAGCAAUCAAAGCUGCCUUAUCAAAAAUGGCUUCUGAUAGGGCAGAUUACUCGACAGGAGAAGCAGGGGACUCGUCAAAGGAUGCUCCUGAUUCAUCCGUUCCAGAUGUCCAGCUAAGCCUUUUAAGCAUCACUGACCAACAGAACUGUAAAUCCGCCAACUCAUCUGUGGAGACUGUCUCCACGUUUUCAUCUGCUGACUCAUCCUCAGUUUCAGCUUCUACUACACAGACUGCUGUUACUGAUCCCGGGCCAGCUUCUCCUUUGGGAAAUGACAGGUUGGCAUCCCAGUUCCACGAUGCUGCCAGUGUUUCUACAUCAAAACCAGGGACUCAGACCACAGAUGCUGGAGUUCCUCUUGUUGCACUGGCAGCCUCACUGAUAUUCUCCCUGCCACCACUGUCUGAUUCUUCUCUUAAUGUUCCCGCGCUGCCUCCUCCCUACCUGGACGUGUCUCUUCAGGAGGUGGACUUAAUGGAACAGACUGAUGGACUGAUGAUCAAAGACACUCUUUUUGAAGUUCCUGUAUCCAAGGCAGUUCAGCUGACCAGAGGAGACUCAGUCAAAACAGCUCUCCUCUUAGAGCUGGACGUCUCUGCGUACCCGAUGAUGACCUAUCAGCCAGGGGAUUCGUUUGAUGUGUUCUGCCCAAACAGAGCCUCUGAGGUGGAGGACAUGCUCCACAGAUUGGCCCUCCAUGACAAGAGGAACCAUCAAGUGAACGUAUCACUUCGUACAGAUACUAAGAAGAAAGCCGCUCAGGUGCCUCCUUACAUCCCUCAGAACAUCUCUCUGCUGUAUCUGUUCACAUGGUGUCUUGAGAUCAGAAGUGUUCCUAAAAAGGCGUUCCUCCGAGCACUGGUGGAGCAUACAGGGGACAGUGUGCAGAGGAGGAGACUGCAGGAGCUCUGCAGUAAACAAGGCGCUGCAGACUACAACCUGUACGUGAGGGACCAGAGCCUCAGCGUUUUGGAGCUUCUCGCAGCCUUCCCAUCAUGCUCUCCUCCUCUCAGCCUCCUCAUAGAGCAUUUGCCGAAACUGCAGCCCAGGCCUUAUUCAGCAGCCAGCUCCGGCCUCAGACACCCAGGAAAGCUGCAUUUUGUCUUCAAUGUGGUAGAGUUCCCAGCAUGCUCUCUGCGGCCUGCGGGAAAGCAGGGCUUGUGUACCGGUUGGCUGUUUGACCUCAUCAGUCCUGCCCUGGUUUUCUCUGGGAUGGAUGAAUCCUCCAGCACCCCAGACCUGCCAAAGAUCCAUGUGAAGUUGAGACCGAACUGCUCCUUUCGACCUCCACCCGACCUGUCGGUGCCCUUCAUAAUGGUUGGACCUGGCACUGGAGUUGCACCCUUCAUUGGCUUCCUCCAGCAAAGAGAACAGGAGAAGCAGGAGAAGCCCGAGGCCACAUUCGGCGAGACCUGGUUGUUCUUUGGGUGCCGUCACCGAGACAGAGACUUCCUGUUCAGAGAGGAGCUGGAGGGAUUUGUGUCCAGCGGUACCCUGAGCCACCUCAAGGUGUGCUUCUCCAGAGACGACCAGGAGGAGGAGGGACGACCCAAAUACGUCCAGGACAACCUGCUAAUUAACAGGCAACAUGUCAUGGAAGUCCUGCUCCAGCAGAAGGGUUACCUCUUUGUCUGCGGAGAUGCUGAGAACAUGGCUAAGGACGUGAACAACACCCUGAUAGAGAUGAUAAAGGCAGAGCUCCAGGUUGAUCAACUGGACGCCAUGAAGACACUGGCGGGGCUGAGAGAGGAGAAACGCUACUUGCAGGACAUCUGGGGCUGACAGCGUUAGACAAGAUAAGGGAGUUCUGCAGCAUCCACUCGUCUCUUCAACACCUUUAAAAAAAAAAAAAAAAAAAAAAAAAAAAAUCAGCCUCCUCAGCUGUAACCUCUAGAACCGUAAAACUGCGGAUGCUGAAGCCUAGACUUACUUUACACCAGCCUAUGCCUCAAAGAUGGAAUGUAGCUUGCUGACCCGAGGAUAUCAGUCCACUACAUCAUCUCAGGCUCUGCUGUUUGAACAGAAAUGACCUUGGUCAGGGCAGUGUUGCUGGAGAUUGGUCCCUCAGUGUGAAAAUGCUUUUAGCGUCGACAAGCCUCUUUCCCUGCCUUCGUCCUGUCUGGGGAAAAGGCAUUUACUUCCGUCGUCUGUGAUGGAGUGACUUUGAUGAGACUGAGAGCGGGAUAUAGCUGCAACCUAAAUGGAAACAACAGAGCAAUUUUAAACAACACACCAACAGUAAAUCGUUUAUUGUCAUUCAGGAGGAAUGAAAAUGUUUUUUAAGUUAUGGAGUAUUUUUUUCUGGACUCAACACAACACCUCCGACUGCACCACAGUUUAGCUCAAAAGUCACACACGGUUAUUAUUCUUUAACUUUUAAAUUAUUAUUUUACAGUUCAUCUCAAUAACAAAGAGUAAGUUUGAUCCGUUUGUUUUAGCUUAAUGUGGUUUAAUGAAGGGAUGAAACGGGUCCUCAACAGACACAUGAGGAACAAUUAAAACAGCGAGUUGAAAAAUGAAACACAAUACCCUUUAAUACCAGCAGAGGGCACUGUCUGCCUUAAAGUUCUCUUGUUCAGCGUUUUCCGUCUUUUAUGUUUGUAGCAGAAUAGAGGAAUACAGACACUAAUAUAUUUGCAGACUGAUUUAGCAUUUUUAAUCCAUAUUCAAUCAUCUAUUGAUAAACUGGUUGACAAUAUCAUUCUCUCUCUCUCCUUCCAACUCUCUUUUCUUCCUUGCAUGCAUGUUGUCAAUGAUGUCUGCACACAACAGACGUUACAACUCUGUUCGAGCUGAUGCUGCUUCAUUGCUGAUCAUUCUUUCUGCUGUUUUCAUUUGCUCCUGUAACUUUACUACCAAGAAGAAGCAUCUCCUGUCCUUUCAAAAUAAAAGCAUGUCUGCUGUCAAAACAGGAACAAACUAAUCUGGGCGUGAGACAUAAAAAGGCAAAGUACAAGAUUAAUAAAUACAUGUUUUACGAGGCAAUGUCUUCACUAAAGCAUGGACAUAACCAUAAAGCUUAAAAUGUGAUUUCUUUCAUCACUUUUUAUGGAUGUAUCAUGAACCCAGCAUCAUGAAUUAUAAUGUGCAGGUCAAGGUUUUUUUUUUAUUCAAAGUAUUGAGAUGAUGAAUAUCUUUUCAUCCUAUUUCAGGUUGAAGGAAAACGUUUUUUAAAAAGUGUUGAACUAAACCAAAACUCUCCUGUAAAUGAAGUCUCUGGAUGCAGAUACGUUUCAGAGCUUUGUUAUUCUCCUGUAUUAAAUUGUGGAGAGCUGAGAAUCCCAAUGAUAAUCCCCCGCUCUAAAUAUAUCAGGCUAACUCUGUUUGUGUCUGUCGGCCCCAGCUGACUGCCAGUUUUGGAAAGAGUGAACUCCAACUUUUCUAAGUCCCUGCAAACCCAACGAAAAUCUCCCAAACUGUGGUGAAAUUAAACACAACUGUGCCUUGUGUGAUCAGGAAUUAAAAGACAUUUCAGUGUAAACUA
This is a messenger RNA of Notolabrus celidotus (New Zealand spotty), 4075 nucleotides long. It is a transcript of the gene mtrr, whose product is annotated as 5-methyltetrahydrofolate-homocysteine methyltransferase reductase. Gene Ontology annotation, molecular function: FMN binding; [methionine synthase] reductase (NADPH) activity; flavin adenine dinucleotide binding. The record is from RefSeq and is a predicted model, not a curated record. NCBI's taxonomy places the organism in Eukaryota, Metazoa, Chordata, Actinopteri, Labriformes, Labridae. The transcript is spliced from 15 exons. Gene Ontology annotation, biological process: homocysteine metabolic process. Gene Ontology annotation, cellular component: cytosol. The coding region runs from base 43 to 2373 and encodes 776 amino acids.